Molecule: messenger RNA, 2355 nt
Organism: Betta splendens (Siamese fighting fish)
Lineage: Eukaryota; Metazoa; Chordata; Actinopteri; Anabantiformes; Osphronemidae
Gene: eif2b5
Product: eukaryotic translation initiation factor 2B, subunit 5 epsilon
Exons: 16
Coding region: 76-2205 (709 amino acids)
Biological process (GO): biosynthetic process
Cellular component (GO): eukaryotic translation initiation factor 2B complex
Molecular function (GO): translation initiation factor activity; guanyl-nucleotide exchange factor activity; translation initiation factor binding
Source: RefSeq, a predicted model, not a curated record
UGUCCUACAGCAACCAUCGUAGUUUUAGCUGACGCCAGAGUGGUGAGUUAGCAUUUGAGAAUCGCACAGAAAGUAAUGGCCGGUAAAGGAGGAAGAAAUCCUCGACCAGGCCCUGGCCUUACAGGGAGAAAAGGUACAGGUGAACAGGAAGAAGAGGAGCCUCCGCUGCAAGCCAUUUUAGUCGCUGACAGCUUUAACCGGAGGUUUUUCCCGGUGACUAAAGACCAGCCACGGGCUUUGCUGCCGCUGGGUAAUGUUGCUAUGAUCGACUACACUCUGGAGUUCCUCACAUCCACAGGGGUCCAAGAAACAUUUGUCUUCUGCUGCUGGAUGUCCAGUAAAAUCAAAGAUCACUUACUGAAGUCAAAGUGGUGUCGGCCAACCUCCCCAAACACAGUUCACAUCAUCACUUCAGACCUGUACCGCUCACUGGGAGAUGUGCUCAGAGAUGUUGAUGCAAAGAAUCUUGUGCGUUCUGACUUUGUGCUAGUUUAUGGUGAUGUGUUGUCAAAUAUUGACAUCAGCCAGGCACUGCAGGAGCACAGGCAACGUCGAAGGAUGGAUAAGAACAUCUCAGUGAUGACUAUGCUCUUCAAGGAAUCAUCUCCAGGUCACAAGUCCCGUUGUGAGGAAGAUGAUGUUAUUGUUGCAGUUGACCGCAAAAGCCAGCGGAUUUUACACUACCAGAAGACACAAGGGCUGAAGAAACUACACUUUCCCAUGAACAUUUUUCACAGUGCAAGUGAUGAGUUUGAAAUCAGGCAUGACCUGUUGGACUGUCACAUCAGUAUCUGCUCCCCACAGGUUGCUGAGCUCUUUACUGACAAUUUUGACUACCAAACUAGGAAUGAUUUUGUCAAAGGGAUCUUGGUCAAUGAAGAGAUCCUGGGAAACCAGAUACACAUUCACGUCACCAACGAUGGAUAUGGAGCUAGAGUGUCCAACUUGCUUAUGUAUGAUUCGGUGUCAUCAGAUUUAGUGCGACGAUGGAUCUACCCUCUGAUCCCAGAGGCAAACUUCACAGACAAGGAGGGGCAGAGCUGUACAUACUCUCGCCACAAUGUCUACCGAGGGUCUGGAGUCAGUCUGGGCCAUGGUAGCCAGAUGGAGGAAAAUGUUCUCAUUGGCUGCGACACAAGCAUUGGCGCUAACUGUCACAUUUCUAAUAGUGUCAUCGGUAACAAUUGCACACUAGGUGACAACAUAAUCUUGGAACAUGCCUAUAUCUGGAAUAAUGUUCACAUUGCCAGUAAUGUGGUGAUCAGACAAUCAGUCGUCUGUGACCAUGUCAUGGUCAAAGAGGGUGUGGAGCUAAGUAAGCAGUGUGUCCUGGCAUAUAAUGUUGUAAUUGGACCAAACAUUUCCCUCCCUGAAGGAACUGUGGUUUCCAUGCACCAUCCGGAGGAGGAGGAGGAGGAAGAUGAUGAUGAAUUCCUCAGUGACUAUGCUGAGGUAGUUCAAAGUAAAGACAAAAGCAAACAGAAAGUUUUCAAUCCAAUAGAGGUUGGAGCAGAGGGAAGAGGCUACAUCUGGAAAAACAGCUGUCAAUAUGACACAGAAGAUGAGGAGUUGCUGCAGUGUCUCUGGGGGUUGGUCCUGAACCCAGACCCUGAGAGUGAUAGUGAGCACAGCGAACCUGAUGGUCCUGAUGAUCCAAUCAUCCCCUCUCCUGAAAUGGAUGAUGUCAAAGUCUUCCAAAUAGAAGUUCUUGGGACUCUGCAGAGAGGUUUGGAGGAAAACAUAAGCUGCGACAAUCUGGUACUUGAGAUCAACUCGCUGAAGUAUGCCUACAAUAUUAGUCUGAAGGAAGUCAUGCAGAUUUUGACCAGAGUGGUUAUGGAGUGUCCUUUUCAGCAGCAUGGCCCACAGCUCACCACCUCACAAUAUGUUGCUAUGCUCCUACCGUUGUUGAAGAAAUGGGCUCCAGUAUUCAAAAACUAUGUGAAGAGAGCACAGGACCAUCUAGACUGUCUGUUGGCAUUUGAAGAGCAUUUCCUGGAACAAGAGAGUCACUGGGCUGCUAUGGUUAAGGUCCUAAUGAGCAUGUACCAGUUGGAGAUCCUGGAGGAAGACAUGAUCCUACACUGGUUCUCCCAGGGAGCCACCACUGACAAAAGCAGGAUGCUACGGAAGAACCAAGGGCUUCAGAAGUUCGUGCAGUGGCUACAAGAGGCUGAGGAAUCUUCAGAGGAGGACGUAAAAUAAUGAGGAGCUCACAGAAAGACUUUGUUACGUGUAAAAGAUUGGCUCUGAGAUGUUGAAGCUGAUAUACAUUUUAUUACAUUAUGCAUCAUCAUGUAAAGGCUGUGUGCUUUGAAUGUCACCAUCCAAAUAAAGAAGCAGCAUUGAACUGUA